AUGCCUAGAUUUCAGGCGCUUACCCUGGCAGCUCUGAGCUGUCUGCAUGCGACAACUGCCUCUGCUUACCCACGUCAAGAUGCCAGUGUGCGCACAGAAUACGACUAUAUCAUUGUUGGUGCAGGCGCUUCAGGCCUCACUGUCGCUAACCGCCUAUCGGAGGAUCCUGCUGUGACUGUCCUCGUGAUUGAAGCUGGUGACUUCGACAAAAAUGAAGACAUCGUGACAAUCCCAGGCCUUGCUGGCGGUGCUGUUGGCACAAAGUACGACUGGAAUCUGACAUAUCCCGCUACCACUUCUCUCAAUGGACGCAACGUCUCAAUUCCCUUGGGCAAAGUCGUUGGAGGCUCAACCAAGCUCAAUCGCAUGGUCUAUGAUCGCGGUUCGAAGGCGGACUACGAUCGCUGGGCGGAGUUGGGUAACAGCGAUUGGCAGUGGGAUACACUGCUUCCUUACUUCAAGAAGAACGAGAAAUUCACUGGACCGACUACCGAUAUCAAGAAGGAAUACGGCAUCACCACGGACCCUUCUGCGCAUGGCUCGUCAGGCUUCAUUCACUCCAGCUACUCGCCUUUCUUCUGGCCCACCACGAAAAGUCUUGUCAAGGCCACUGAGGAGCUCGACAUCGACGUCGCCUUCGACCAAGCCAAUGGCGGCGCAAUUGGAGGAUACUUCUGCCCUCACAACCUCAACCCCAAGACCGUUGUUCGCUCCUCUGCACAGGACUACUACAGCGCUGUCUCUCAGCGCAAGAACCUCCAGCUUCUUCCAGGAAAUCAAGUUACUCGCAUUCUUACUAGCAAGAAUGGAAGCUCCGUGAGGGCUACUGGUGUCGAGUUCGCGAAGAACAAGGACAGCGCCAAGAAGACUGUAAAGGCGAAGAAGGAGGUCAUCCUUGCGGCUGGAGCCAUUCACACUCCUCAGAUCCUGCAGGUCUCCGGUAUCGGUGACUCGGCUCUUCUCUCCAGUAUCGACGUCCCUGUUGUUGUUGAUCUCCCCGCUGUUGGCCAGAACUUCCACGAUCAUGUCUUACUCGCCGUGGUGGGCACAAUCAAUGCUCCUAUCCAAACCGGCAACCUUACUGGAAACGCCACUUUCGCUGCUGAGGCGCGCGCUGAAUACGAUCAGCAAAAGAAGGGACCUUAUACUUCACCCACUGGUGACUUCCUUCUUUUCCUCCCUCUCUCCAACUACACAAGCUCCGCUUCGAGCAUUCACAAGCAGGCCGCUAGCCAGGACGGCUCCAAGUUCCUCCCUUCAGGUACACCCGCCGAAGUCGUCAAGGGCUACAAGAAGCAGCAGAAGGUUCUCAACGAUAAGCUUCUUGAUACCAAGUCAGCCAUCCUGGAGAUUAUUUGGGCCGAUGGAACCUCGAUCCUUGGUCUCCAGCACCCCUACUCUCGAGGCUCCGUCAAGGCCAAGUCUUCCAACAUCUUCGACUCUCCAGAUGCCAACCCAGAGUUCCUCAGCAACCCUCUCGAUAUCGCUAUUCUCACUGAAGGUGUCAAGUUUGCUCGAAAGCUGUCAGCUGCACCCUCAAUCAAGUCCCUGAACCCCUUUGAAAUUGUACCAGGAGCCAAUGUCACAAGUGACAGUGACAUUGAACAGUUCAUCCGCAGUAGCGCAUCAACUCUGUUCCAUCCCGCAGGUUCCUGCAAGCUUGGUAGCCGCAGUGAUGGUGGUGUAGUUGACGAGAAGCUCAGAGUUUACGGCAUCAAGGGCCUUCGCAUCGUCGAUGCCAGUGUCAUUCCCUUGCUCCCUGCCACGCAUACAAUGACUACUGUUUAUGCUGUCGCUGAGAAGGCUGCCGACUUGAUCAAGCGCGGUUAA
Messenger RNA from Fusarium fujikuroi IMI 58289, 1830 nucleotides. Its product is annotated as related to alcohol oxidase. Gene Ontology annotation, molecular function: oxidoreductase activity, acting on CH-OH group of donors; flavin adenine dinucleotide binding. The transcript is spliced from 8 exons. Gene Ontology annotation, biological process: secondary metabolite biosynthetic process. NCBI's taxonomy places the organism in Eukaryota, Fungi, Ascomycota, Sordariomycetes, Hypocreales, Nectriaceae. The record is from RefSeq and is a predicted model, not a curated record. Bases 1 to 1830 code for a protein of 609 amino acids.